Colletotrichum destructivum is the source of this 1094-nucleotide messenger RNA. Its product is annotated as Putative isoprenylcysteine carboxyl methyltransferase. Gene Ontology annotation, molecular function: protein C-terminal S-isoprenylcysteine carboxyl O-methyltransferase activity. Gene Ontology annotation, cellular component: membrane; endoplasmic reticulum. The coding region runs from base 90 to 824 and encodes 244 amino acids. NCBI's taxonomy places the organism in Eukaryota, Fungi, Ascomycota, Sordariomycetes, Glomerellales, Glomerellaceae. The record is from RefSeq and is a predicted model, not a curated record. Gene Ontology annotation, biological process: C-terminal protein methylation. The transcript has a single exon.
CUCGUCUCAUCUCUAUCCACCGGCCUCAGGUCCCCCCCCCUCCUCAAAACAAAAGGAAGAUUGUUCCAUCAUCUCCCUUGUUCAACAGGAUGAACCUAUCACAGACGUCCCUCUCCCUCGCGAUCCUGGCCUCGUCGGCCGGGACCUACAUCGCCCUCCGCAACCCCAACCCCGGCCCGCCGAAGAAAUCCGGCGACGACUCGGAGCGCCCGCCCCCGGAGCACGCAGACUCGAUCCGCUGGAUGAACCUCACCCACCGGCACACCCCAAAGGUCAUCCUCCUGCCCCUCGCCCUCCUGUCCCUUCACCUCGCGGCCCUCGCCUUCUUCCACCCGGACAUCCCCCCCGCCGUCCUCCGCCACGGCGCCGAGAACGGCCUGAGCCCCUCCCUGACGACCUGGUCGCCCUCGACACUGCUGCCGCUCGCCGCCCUCUUCCUCGCCGGCGUCCCGCUGCGCCUCGGGCCCUACCGCUCGCUCGGCAGCGACUUCACCUUCGACCUCGCCAAGCCGGACCGCCUCAAGACCACGGGCAUCUACGCCCUCGUGCAGCACCCGAGCUACACGGGCGUCGUGGUCCUCGUGCUCUCCAACGUCGCUCUGCUCGCGCGGCUCGACGGCGUGCUGAGCUGCUGGGUCCCGCCCGCACUGCACCGCGCCCUGACGGCCGUCGACUGGGUCCUGGGGCCCGCGGCGUGCCUGGUGUUCCUGUUCGGCGUGUGGACCAGAGUCCGGGAGGAGGAGCGCAUGCUGCGGUCCGAGUUCGGGGAGAAGUGGGAGCGCUGGCAUGCCUCGACGGCGCGUUUCAUCCCGUAUGUAUUCUGAAUUUGGUAGUGGAGGAGGAGGAGGAGGAGGAGGAGGAGGAGGAUACAGGCGUCGUGCGGCUUUCUGUUGACCUGGAAGCAAGCCAGGUCUUUUUGUCAUGGGUUUAGCCAGGUGUACAGAGACUGCAGACAUGGAAAUGCGGUUCACACUGCUUCAUCAGUCUUUGUUUUAUUUAUUUUUACAGCAUUUCCUCUUUUGGAAACCGCUUGCAUUGCAUCCUCUCAAGAUGAACAUAGAAUCAAAUCUCUUUAUUCGGUCUCAUCCGAGACG